Molecule: messenger RNA, 1069 nt
Organism: Mytilus californianus (California mussel)
Lineage: Eukaryota; Metazoa; Mollusca; Bivalvia; Mytilida; Mytilidae
Product: target of rapamycin complex subunit lst8-like
Exons: 9
Coding region: 100-1053 (317 amino acids)
Biological process (GO): TOR signaling; regulation of actin cytoskeleton organization
Cellular component (GO): TORC1 complex; TORC2 complex
Molecular function (GO): protein binding
Source: RefSeq, a predicted model, not a curated record
UUACUUCCGGUAAAAAAUUUUGCAAUGCAGCUUGAGAUAACAUUUUUAAAGAUGACUUCUUGAAUAAUAGAUGUUGUCAUCUUUUAUUUGUGGUUUAAAAUGAACGGAUCAAACACAAAUAACGAUCCUAUUAUACUAGCUACUGCAGGAUAUGAUCAUACGGUCAGAUUUUGGCAGGCUUACAGUGGAAUUUGUCUGAGAACUGUGCAGCAUCCAGAUUCUCAAGUAAAUGCAUUGGAAAUAACUCCAGACAAGCAAUUGAUUGCUGCAGCUGGGUACCAGCACAUUCGAAUGUAUGAUUUGAACUCAAAUAACCCAAACCCUGUGAUUAAUUAUGAUGGAAUAUCAAAGAAUGUUACUGGACUAGGUUUCCAUGAGGAUGGCAAGUGGAUGUACACAGGAGGAGAAGACAACGCUGUGAGAAUCUGGGAUUUAAGGUCAAGAAAUUUACAGUGCCAAAGAAUAUUCCAAGUAAAUGCUCCAGCUAACUGUGUGUGCCUACAUCCUAACCAGGGAGAAUUAUUUAUUGGAGACCAGAGUGGAUCUAUACAUGUAUGGGACCUAAAAACAGAUAAUAAUGAACAGUUGAUACCAGAACAAGAUGCCUCCAUACAGUCUAUCAGUAUAGAUCCCAUGGGAACCAUGAUGGCUGCUGUAAAUAACAAGGGUAACUGUUAUAUAUGGAAUCUGACUGGAGGCAAAGGAACAGAACCCACUAAAUUACAUCCCAAAUCAAAAUUUGAAGCCCACAGUAGAUAUGUUCUGAAGUGUUUAUUUAGUCCAGAUUCUACAUUAUUAGCCACCACAUCUGCUGAUCAAACAGCCAAAAUAUGGCGGACUGCAGAUCUGACAUUAAUGACAGAAUUAAAAGAAACUGCACAGAGAUGGGUCUGGGACUGUGCAUUUAGUGGAGAUUCACAGUAUAUUAUCACAGCAUCAUCAGAUAACAUGGCCAGAUUAUGGAGUGUAGAUACAGGAGAGGUCAAGAAAGAAUAUAGUGGACAUCAAAAAGCUGUUGUGUGUUUAGCAUUUAGAGAUGAAAUAGUGCAAUAAAAUUUAUAUUUUAAUA